Messenger RNA from Zea mays, 2000 nucleotides. RefSeq names its product Putative WRKY DNA-binding domain superfamily protein. The record is from RefSeq and is marked validated. Lineage: Eukaryota; Viridiplantae; Streptophyta; Magnoliopsida; Poales; Poaceae. The coding region runs from base 63 to 1685 and encodes 540 amino acids. Gene Ontology annotation, biological process: regulation of DNA-templated transcription. Gene Ontology annotation, molecular function: DNA-binding transcription factor activity; sequence-specific DNA binding. The transcript has 3 exons.
CAGGACAAGGGCAUUGCUUGCCGAAAGCUCGGGAAGGGGUAGGGGGUUGCCGCCGUUGCCAUAUGGAGGUCGCCGUCGUCGAAGGGCCGCCGCCGCAGGUGAUGAAGGAGGAGAACCGGCCCGACGCCAAGCCAGAGAUCGCCGCGUCGAUGGUAGGAACCGCUCUUCCGAUAGUCUUCGAAAGCUUUCCAUCAUCGACGCAAAGAGAUGCGGCCGGCAAGAAGCGGGAGGAACAAGAACAACGCAGGCUGGAGGCGGCCAGAGCGGAGAUGGGCGAGGUGCGGGAGGAGAACGAGCGCCUCAAGUCGACGCUGUCCCGCAUCGUCAGCCAGUACCAGUCCCUGCAGAUGCACUUCCUCGACGUCGUCAAGGUGCACGAGCAAGCAUCUGCAGCCAAAGCGGAGAAGCUCCCCGUGGCGCCGGCUCCCGCGCCUCCGCCUCCCGCCACCACCGGCACCGACGACCCCGACGACCUCGUCUCUCUGAGCCUCGGCACGAGGGCGAAUAGCGGUGGCGGCGCACCACGCCGCAAGGGCCACGAGAGGUCGGCGUCCUCGUCUGGCACCGCUGAUGAGAUGACCACCGCCGGCGCCGACGACGAAGGCCACCGGCUCUCCCUCGGGCUCGGCUUCGGGCGCGGUAGCGGGCUGCCGGCGUCGACGGUGGCCACGGACGACGACAAGGCCAGCCACGCGUCCGUCCGGAACUUGAGCUCCGACAGCAGCGGCAGCGCCGACUACAACGACAACGCCAAGCCUGCUGACCUGGCCGCCGCGGGCACCGCUCGUAAGAGCCCGAGCGCCGGUGCCGGCGACGGAUCAGCUGACGACGAGGUGCAGCAGCAGGCCAAGAAGGCUAGGGUUUCCGUCAGAGUCAAAUGCGAUACACCCACGAUGCCCGAUGGCUGUCAAUGGCGGAAGUACGGGCAGAAGAUCUCCAAGGGGAACCCGUGCCCGCGCGCCUACUACCGCUGCACGGUGGCGCCGCAGUGCCCGGUGAGGAAGCAGGUGCAGCGGUGCGCGGAGGACACGUCGAUCCUGAUCACCACGUACGAGGGCGCGCACAACCACCCGCUCCCGCCGGCAGCGACGGCCAUGGCGUCCACGACCUCCGCGGCGGCGGCCAUGCUCACCUCGGGCUCCACCAGCUCCGCCGCCUCGGCCUCGCUCGUCCACGGCCACCACCACCCGCUGGCGGCCGCCGCCGCCGGGCUGUUCGGCCCCACCACCAUGGUCUCCACCGCCGCGUCCUGCCCCACCAUCACUCUCGACCUCACCUCCCCCGCGACCGCGCCGCACACCCUCAUGCACUCCUCGCCCUACGGGUUCGAGUCCAAGGCGGUCCCGGCGGCGUGGAGCAGCGGGUACCUGGCGUACGGCGGCGCCAGCGCCGGCGCCCACCCGUCCUCCUACUACGCCAAGAGCUCGCCGGCGCUCGGGCACCACCAGCUGUUCGGCGGAAACCUGAGCGCGCCAUCGAGGCCGGAGCAGAUGUACGCCCAAUCGUACCUGCAGAGAGCCAGCAGCCUGGGCCUUGGAGGCGGCGGCGGCCAUGGCGCCGUGGCGCCCGCCGUCACGGACACGCUCGCGAAGGCCAUCACGUCCGAUCCGAGCUUCCAGUCCGCGCUGGCCGCGGCGAUCACGUCCGUCAUGGGCCGCGGCGGAGCCGCUGCUGCCCACAAGUGAUCCGGGGAAGAAGACCGAUUGGCAAGGGCCGGCAGAUCGCGUUUUUGAGCCCAUGCUGCAUGCAUGGUUUAGUGGUUCAUGUGUAAUUAAUAAGUGGUAUCGUGAUCACUUUUACCUUUUUCGUUCAUUGGGGUACGUAGUUUCUGGAAGUGUUAGCAAUUGGCUGCUGGGGGGGAAUAGCUGGUGAUCAUAAUAUAUCAAUGUAACAGGGAUCAUCAGUUCGAUCGAUCCAUGUACAUAGCACAGGGCGAGUCACGUCAAAAACUGUACGUACGUUUGCAACACCAUGGGUAGAAUGGAAGAAAGUUUUGGUCA